Molecule: messenger RNA, 4348 nt
Organism: Aegilops tauschii subsp. strangulata
Lineage: Eukaryota; Viridiplantae; Streptophyta; Magnoliopsida; Poales; Poaceae
Product: putative disease resistance protein RGA3
Molecular function (GO): ADP binding
Source: RefSeq, a predicted model, not a curated record
GCUACAGUUUUUGAACCGUGCUCUUUAACAGUGAAAUGAUCUGGACCACUCGUUGUGAUCCGACGGUUAGCAUACUGUGAGCGUGACUUAGCCAAGCCGAGCCGUCAAGUCACGCCAAAUCUAAAGGCAGCGUUGGUGGGAGGUCGGACUUUAUGGUUUUCUAUUCAAGAAGGAAAAAUAAAAUUGGAUUGAUGAUGAAAAAAGACCCUCCCGUUCCUCUCUUCUCUAUCCGGAUAUCCUCAGUAGACAAAUAUGGCGGAAGAUCUACCUCUGCUCGCAGGGAGGUCGGCGGCAACGCUUGCCCUGUCGUUGCUGGAUAAAGCCUUCUCCCACCUGGCCGGCGGAGCCGAAGAAAUUUACAAGGAAGAGCUGCUGGAAAGUGUCCGGAGGAUCCUGACAAUCUUGGACGAAGCCGAGCGCCGGCUGAUCAAAUGGCGGUUCCCGAGCCUCGAAAUCUCUAUCUGGGAGUUCACUAGGGCCGUCGACGAGAUCGAGGACGCCGUCGACGAGAUCCAAUACCACAGGCUAGAGGACGCGGCCGUUCGCCGCGGCCCCGUCUCCAAGCUUGUCAAGAGGAAGAUUCUUGCUAGGUUCGUGCCUGGCAGCGGCCUGGAGAGGCUGAGGGAGGCCGUGGUGAGACUGGGCCAUAUGGCGUCCGUCGUGUACCGAUACUACCAGCGCUCGGUCGCUCGCCGUGCUCCGGGGGUCGCCGCGCCCUCUCCCUCCGAGCACGAGCGCUACCCGAGCUGGAUCGCGGCGGAUGCGGUGGUCGGCCGAGACGAGGAGAAGGGGCAGGUGAUGCGGUGGCUGAUGAAGCUCCCAGCUGAAGAGGCUGAAACUAACCCAGUGUCGGCUUUUGCAAUAGUGGGGAUGGCCGGCAUGGGGAAAUCAGCACUGGCUAAACUCGUUCACGACGACCCGCAGGUGCCAACCAAUUUCGACAUUGUUGUCUGGGUGAAGGUGUCAUUUGAGUUCAGAGCCGCGGCAGUGGUCAGUGACAUACUGAGAUCGAUUGCUGCCACGGAACCUGGAUCCUCUGCUUCUGCUCAUUUGGCAGAGAAGCUCAGAGAUAAGAAGCUUCUGCUCAUUCUAGAUGAUGUCUGGGAAGACGAGAUGAGGGGAAGAUGGGAAGAUUUGCUGUCCCCAAUACGGUCUGCCAAGAGAGGAAGCAAAAUCCUGUUGACCACUAGGAUGCAAUCAGUAGCAGAUAUGGCUGCCACCACAAUAGGAGGUGAAUUUGAGUGUCUGAAACUGGAUGGAUUACAGGAGAGCGACAAUUUCUUGCUCUUCAAAAGCCUACUGAAUCCUGAUGUGAACUCGGAAGAUUAUGCCAACCUUCUGCUGAUUGGUGAACAGAUAUCGAAAAGGUUUGGAGCCUGCCCCUUCCUAACACUAGCGGUCGUUUCGCACCUGAGGGAUGAUUUGAAAACUAGUUGGACUGAUGUACUGCAACAACAUUGGUACCAAAUUGAAGGAAUUUAUAGCAUUCUUCCAUCUCUCAAACUGAGCUACGACCAUCUACCUGCACGGCUGCAAAUUUGCUUUAGGUAUUGUAGUUUGUUUCCAAGGGGGCACAAAUUUUACAUGGACAAAUUGGUAGACAUGUGGGUCAGUUCUGGACUAAUACCUUUUCCCUCAAGGGAGCCUGGUGAUAGCUUACCGGCAACAGAUAAUGUUAGCAUUCUGAACCCAGUGGAUGUCGGGGAAGAGUACUUCACAGCAUUGACAAGAAAAUCAUUCUUUUGCCGUAUGCUGGAAACAGAUCCAUGUGGUGGAAACCAGAAAGAAUAUUAUGUUUUACACAGUUUGCUGCAUGACUUGGCACAACUUGUCUCUCGAGGUGAAUGCGCAAGAGUGGAUAAUGGUGGUUUCCAAGAUGUCAUGUGGACAACCCGACACAUAUCUAUUGCAAACUGUGGCAUCCUUACUCAUGAAAGAGCCCGGAAGAUAUCUUAUUUGAGGAGUUUGCGGACUCUUAUAAUAGAAAGUGAGUCCUGUCUUGAUCAAGAAACUGAACUUUUGCUUGGAGAGAUUCUGAAGAGUACAAAAUGCUUACGCCUGCUGCAAUUGUCUGUGCCAUCUCCAUUUCAUGUACUCGAUAGAUUUCCCAACCUAAUUCAUCUCCGUUAUAUUUCCUUAAUCUCAUGUGACGAGUCCCAUCUUCAUAAAAUCUUUAAAUCCUACCAUCUGCAAGUACUCAAGCUCAGCUACUUGACAGCAAAAGAACCAGACUUGAGCGACAUGUAUAAUUUACGUUGCUUACGUUCUUUGCAUAUUCCUGACAAUAUGUCAUCCAAGAUUCAUGAACUUGGAAGGUUAACCUCACUUCAGGUUUUACGUGGAUUUGAGGUGGUGCAAAAUGAUGGUAGCAGGCUGAGUACACUGAGCAAUUUAAGAAGCCUUCGUCAACUUGGCCUGAUGAAUCUUCAAAAUGUCCAAAAUUGCAGAGAAGCUAUGGAGGUCAAAUUAAAGGAAAAACAUGACAUGAGGAUUUUGCUGUUAUCAUGGAACAGAUACAAUAAUGAUACACGGCUAGAUGAUCAGAUUAUCGGCAAUCUUGAACCAAAUAGGGAAAUUCAAAUACUGCAUAUCCAUGGAUACAAUGGAUCCGUACUUCCAUUUUGGAUUGCUAAUUCCUUGCUUGUCAAUUUGGUAUCACUUGAGCUUGAGUACUGUAUUAAAUGGAAGAGCCUGCCAUCUCUUCAGGAACUAAAUUUACUCCAGCAUGUGAAGUUGCAGCAUCUUUUUCAGUUAGAAUACAUGGGAUUGGAGCUCAAGGAGCUAACUGAUACCAAUGAACCAGGGAUUGUUUGUUUACCCCGUUUUCUUCGUAGCCUAAUCAUUGGAUGGUGCCCUAACCUGAAGAUACUUCCCACUAUACCUCCUAGCCUAGAGGUACUGAUAUUAAAGCAUGUUGGGUUUAUGGUUCUUCCAGGAAUACACCAGAGGGAAUCAAAGACAUCAGUCAAAUCUGAGCUUACAUUUGUACACAUUCAAAGCUGCGCACAUCUGACUUCUCUAGAUGAAGGGUUACUAGAGUGUCAAGAACAACUUGGUUCUCUAUCUAUAUUAAUCAUAAGUCAUUGUGAAAGUCUACGCCAUCUACCAAGGAAUGGUUUUGCAGCACUGCAUCACCUGAAAUUCCUGGAAAUGGUUGCCUGUCCAUUGCUGAAGGAUGGCAAUACUGAAGGAAAUAUUCUGCCAAUUUCACUCAAGAACUUGGAUAUGAAUCCUUGCGGUAGUAUUGAUGUUUCAAUGCUCUUGUCACUUCGAAAUCUGUCCUUUCUUACAAAGUUAACACUGUUCAAUUGCACCAACCUGGAGAAACUUCCUCCGGCGGAAAUAUUUGGAACUCUGCAAGUUCUUUCUGAUCUGUCAGUAGCUAGAUGCAGAGGCUUGUUAUCCUUUGGGGGUCUUGGAGCUGUUUCUUCCCUGAGGAUGCUGUCGAUCCUAUGCUGCGACAAGCUCAACCUUUCAGACUCGCCGCAGGGUUGUUGUUCCUUUAUGCUACAAGAGCUCAGAAUCGAUUGCCAGGCCCUGUUGUUUGUGGAGCCACUUCAGAGCCUCAGAUACACUAAAGAGCUAUAUAUCUGCAAUGACUGUGCAAUGGAGUCCUUAGCCGAGGGAUGGUUGCUGCAGAAUGCUACUUCCCUCCAUUCCAUCAAGAUAGGAAUUGCCGAAUCUCUGCAAUCCUUGCCAUCUCAGAUGGAUAAGCUUGAAGCGUUACAGAGUUUGCACAUUGAAAGGGCCCCUCUGAUGAAGCUACUCCCACAACUGCCUGCCUCACUUAGCAAGCUGACAAUCUGGGGCUGUGACCCAAUGUUUAUGAAGCAGUAUGAAAAGGAUGUUGGUCCGAACUGGGGCCAGGUCAAGCACAUUGCUCAUGUGGAUAUAAAGUCCUAUUCUGAAGAUCAUCCAAGGGGGUCACAGAUGUGCAUAUGGUCAUAUGGUGCAUGUGAUAUCACUGCCAGCUACAGAAACUUAAUUACUGUCUGGAACCUCGAACUACAGAUGGGUUUCCAGGCUGAUGGGUAUGAAAUGAACCACCUUUCGAAACUCUCUUGGAAUUGUUCUGUCAGUUGAUUGCGGUUGUGGGGUCAAGGUGAAGCGCGUCGAUGAUUGUAGCUCUUGGCACUUCUUCAGGAGUACAUAAGUGUAAACUAACCAGAAAAACUGCUGAUGUCUAUACUCCUUUUUUGUGGGUGUCUGAUCUCUGUACUCUUUUUCUUUUCUUUCUUUUUUUACUAAUUUAUGCAUGGAUAAAAUUGCAUUGUCAAAUGCAAAUUACAGUUCAGAACAGUGUAGAUAUUCAUCACGCUGCCGUUGCAGAGUAAUUGCUGAACCGUAA